Pollicipes pollicipes is the source of this 1281-nucleotide messenger RNA. Its product is annotated as kinesin heavy chain. The coding region runs from base 1 to 1281 and encodes 426 amino acids. The transcript is spliced from 9 exons. The record is from RefSeq and is a predicted model, not a curated record. NCBI's taxonomy places the organism in Eukaryota, Metazoa, Arthropoda, Thecostraca, Pollicipedomorpha, Pollicipedidae.
AUGUUGACCAACCUGCUGAAGGACCUGGGCGAGGUCGGCGUGGCUGUGGGCGGCUCGGCCGCAGACAUGAAGCUGGCGGCUGACGGCAGUGGCAAGAUGGAGGAGGAGUUCACCGUGGCGCGGGACUCUACCAUCUCCAAGAUGAAGUCCGAGAUCAAGAACUUGGUCACGCGCUGCUCCUCGUUCGAGACAUUCCGAACGACUCCAACAAAAAGAUGGGACGAUGCUGAGCGUGAGCUGAGCGAAGGCCGCCUGCUGAUCCAGCAGCAGAGGCCAAGAUCAAGUCGCUACAGGAGUCAGUGCGCGACUCGGAGGCCAAAGCGCCAGCUGGAGGAGUCGCUGGACGCCAUUAACGAGGAGUGGCGCGGCUGCGCACGGCUGAGCAAAUGGCGUCGCUGUCGUCGGCGGCGCAGAAGGACGCCGAGGACGCGCCAGAUGCGCACGCAGCUGGAGGCGCAGAUCGAGCAGCAUCGCGAGGCUCACCAGAAGCAGGUGUCCGAUCUGCGGGACGAGAUCGCCGCCAAGCAGACGUUCAUCGAUCAGCUGAAGGACCUGAACCAGAAGCUGGCGCUGCAGCAGGACCAGCUGCGCGCCGACCACGACAAGCUGCGCACCGAGAACGAUGACAAAUCUCAACGGCUGCACCAGCUGCUGCAGCAGGCCGACCGGCGCGAGCAGGCGCGCGAGGACCUCAAGGGCCUGGAGGAGACUGUGGCCAAGGAGCUGCAGACACUGCACAACCUGCGCAAACUGUUCGUGCAGGACCUUCAGAACAGGUUCAAAAAGUCGGCCAUCGGCGAGGAGUCAGACGACGUGGGCGGCUCGCUGGCCCAGAAGCAGAAGAUCUCCUUCCUGGAGAACAACCUGGACCAGCUGACCAAGGUGCACAAGCAGCUGGUGCGCGACAACGCCGACCUGCGCUGCGAGCUGCCCAAGCUUGAGAAGCGGCUGCGUGCCACCAUGGAGCGGGUCAAGGCCCUGGAGACGGCGCUGAAGGAGGCGAAGGAGGGCGCCAUGCGCGACAGGAAGCGCUACCAGUACGAGGUGGACCGCAUCAAGGAGGCGGUGCGGCAGAAGAACCUGGCCCGGCGCGGUCACGCCGCUCAGAUCGCCAAGCCGAUCCGGGCGGGCCAGCCGCAUCCACCACCCGGCAUCCGUCCCGGUCAGCAGCCGUACCCGUCCGGCUUCAGCGGCCGGCCCGUGGCGGCCGGCGACGCCGACAUCGCUGCCAUGAAGGCGCGCCAGAAGAAGGCCGCCGCCGGCAACAACCGCGACGACUAA